Malaclemys terrapin pileata is the source of this 698-nucleotide messenger RNA. Its product is annotated as programmed cell death 1 ligand 1-like. NCBI's taxonomy places the organism in Eukaryota, Metazoa, Chordata, Testudines, Emydidae. The record is from RefSeq and is a predicted model, not a curated record. The coding region runs from base 110 to 631 and encodes 173 amino acids. The transcript has 4 exons.
CCACACCGCACGAUGACCCUCACCAUGGUGCCCGGCCUCCUGCUGCUGCUGCUGGCGAGCGGGGCCCGAUGGGAUCGGGCGCCCGAGGGCGCAUACCUGAGUGUGUAACAUGAGAACCCAGGAAGGGGUUGAAGGGGGUGCCCUGGUGGUCUCCGUCCCCACUUCCCCGGUGCGGGCCCAGCCGGGCUCCGACCUGCUCCUGGGCUGUCACUUCUCCGUGGGGGGCACCGUGGACAUGGAGCUGCUGGUGGUGCAGUGGAAGCUGGGGGGCCGCCUGGUGGCCGAGUUCGAUAGCACCCCGUCGUACCCCAGGGCCGGGGCCAGCCUGUCCCUGGAGGGGCUGCGGGUCGGCAACGCCUCCCUGCUCCUCCCGCGGGUGGGGGGCGCCGAUGCCGGGCUCUACACCUGCAUGGUCAUCCACUCCCCGAGCCGGGAGAGCCGGCAGGUGGAGCUGCGUGUGGAAGACCCCGCGAAGCUGCCCGCGGAGGAGCCGGAGGCCGUGGCCCCUCACGCCUGCGCCCCCGACCCCGACCCCCUGGUGCUGGAGAAGCUGGACCAGGCGCUGACCCUCCUGCAGCAGAUCAGCCGCACGCUGGAGGCGGCGGGCGCCGGGGGUGGGGGGAAGGCCUGAGCCCGGCCCUGACCCCAGGGGGCGCCCGGGCUGCGCAGGGGGGCUGAUCUCGGCGCUGUGGGGCAUC